AUGGUGGACUACUACAAAGUCCUUGGACUGCAAAAAAACGCCUCCCAGGAUGACAUUAGGAAAUCCUACCGCAGACUGGCACUACAAUGGCAUCCUGACAAGAAUUCCAGCAACAAGGAGGAAGCCGAAAAGAAAUUCAAAGCUGUCGCUGAGGCAUACAAGGUUUUGUCUGACCCUCAGAAACGGUCGCUCUAUGACAGGUCUGUUAAGGAGAGCAGAUCCCACAGAGCAAGAAGUCCCUCGAUGGGCCAUAACAGCUUCUUUGACGCCACUUAUGUAUUCCAAGACCCCAAUGAGAUCUUUAGGGAUUUCUUUGGAGGGAUGGAUCCCUUUGUGGAUGUUUUCUGGGACCCAUUUGACAACAUCAGAAACGGUGAUGAAAACAAGCACGGUCCAAGUGGAAGAGGAAGCUGCUCCCAUUCGUUUUCUGACUUCGUGCAGUCUUUCAUGCCAUUUAAUCCAUUCAGCCCCAGUGAGCAGCCCACCUUCUCCUUUGCUGAGGACAUGGCUGAGCCACACAGUUUCAGGUCAGUCUUAACCACUACUGAAGGGAUCAACGGCAAGAGGGUCACCACCUGGAAAAUCAUUGAGAACGGGCAGGAGAGAAUAGAAGUAGAAGAAGAUGGCCAUUUGAGGUCUGUGACGAAAAAUGGAAGAGACCACCUGAAAUUAUAA
Molecule: messenger RNA, 675 nt
Organism: Cygnus atratus (black swan)
Lineage: Eukaryota; Metazoa; Chordata; Aves; Anseriformes; Anatidae
Gene: DNAJB8
Product: DnaJ heat shock protein family (Hsp40) member B8
Exons: 1
Coding region: 1-675 (224 amino acids)
Molecular function (GO): Hsp70 protein binding
Source: RefSeq, a predicted model, not a curated record